CCCCGGCGGAAGUCAGAGGCGCCGGGGCAGGAGCGCGCCCGCGGCGGUGCGGACGGCCGGGCGAUGGCCGAAAAGUUCGACCACCUGGAGGAGCACCUGGAGAAGUUCGUGGAGAACAUCCGGCAGCUCGGCAUCAUCGUCAGCGACUUCCAGCCCAGCAGCCAGGCCGGGCUCAACCAGAAACUGAAUUUUAUUGUUACUGGCUUACAGGAUAUCGAUAAGUGCAGACAGCAACUUCAUGAUAUUACUGUCCCUUUAGAAGUUUUUGACUUCACCUUUCAUCAGCCUCCCUUGCCUUUUGCAACCAGAUACCCUUAUGGAUUCUCCUGCUCUGGGCCUGUAACACACCACUUCCUCAGCCUGCCAACCUCUACCUCGACAUUUUCCUUGAGGAUUCAUCUUGCUGUUGCUUCCUUGAAGAAGUCUAGAGGCAGAAGAAGCGGAAAAGUUUCAGCGCCAGAGAGCCUUCUUGACACCCAAGAUCCCCUGAUACUUACAUUCUAGAUCUGUCAGUGACUCCAUGGCUAAACGUCAUCUCAAGCCAGAGGUUGAGGCAGCCUUGAUGACGCAGCCAAAGACUUCUCCCCCGAGGCACAGAGCAGGGCACAGCUGGGCAGAGGAGGGGUCUAUGGUGAGUGAGAGGGAUGUGG
Messenger RNA from Kogia breviceps (pygmy sperm whale), 650 nucleotides. The record is from RefSeq and is a predicted model, not a curated record. Lineage: Eukaryota; Metazoa; Chordata; Mammalia; Artiodactyla; Physeteridae.